Drosophila persimilis is the source of this 2143-nucleotide messenger RNA. RefSeq names its product augmin complex subunit dgt5 (gene dgt5). NCBI's taxonomy places the organism in Eukaryota, Metazoa, Arthropoda, Insecta, Diptera, Drosophilidae. Bases 16 to 2052 code for a protein of 678 amino acids. The record is from RefSeq and is a predicted model, not a curated record. The transcript is spliced from 5 exons.
AAAAUUCUUUUAAAAAUGGCACACUCUGAUAAAAUUGAGGCAUUUAAAGCAUGGGCCACAAGUCUUGGCUGUGCGCCCAGUGUCAUACCAGCCGAUGAAGAUCUCAGAAACAUCUUCAAAUCGGGCUCCCACCAGCUUUUUGCGCAACUGCAGAGACGUGUUCGACCUCGGGAAGAGGUGGAGGAGGUAAGGGCAAAUCUGCUCAUCGCCCAGGUGGAGCGUCAUAAGGGCAAGGUGGUGCCCCUAGCCUCGCGCAGCCUUCUACCACCGCAGCUUCAAAGGCUCCAACAAAUGAAGGAGCUGACGAAGGAGAAGGAGACUGCAGAACAAACUCUGAAGGAGGCCAGACAGGAGUAUAAUAAACUUUCCGCCAGCAUCAAAUCAAAGAACAUACAAACCAUUAGGGCCAAGAACCAGCGAGAUCUUCUGGAGUCAAAGUGCAAUAUGCUGGAGCUGAAACUGGAGUCUAUGAAAAAAUCGUAUGAGCAGGAGCUGAGGAACAAGGCCCAAAUCUUGGCGAGCACACCAGUCAAAUUGAGUUCGGAGAACGCUAGCGAGAAGCGGGCCACCAAGGUAGUGGAACAGGCGCUCAAGGAGCUAGAUACAUUUUAUGGUGUCUGCAAUGACGAGACCAACAGUGCAGACGUAUUGGCCCAGGCCAAGGAACGGCUUUGGAACGAAAUGCGGAGCAUCUUUUCUAAAACUCCUAGUGCUCCACUUUUCAAUGUAAUAAUGAAGAUCAAGGAGAAACAGCUUCAGUAUAUAACGCAACUAAGUACGGCGAAUAAGGGAAACACCCCAAAAGCCAAGCCCCUGUUGACCAACUACGAGGUAAAACUUCUGAAGACCAAAGCGGAGAUGCUCGGACUGGCGGCCAGGUACCUUUCUGCUGAUAAGGAGUUGGUCAAGCUGGAGGCUCGCUUCUGCGAGGACUAUACUCCUUUUGUUGACGAGCUGCAAAAGAAGGUGAACAGCUUCAAUGCGAUUGCCAGUACCGACGAGGACAGCACGGACGAGCUAAUCAGCGACUUUCUUGUACAGUUUACCAUGCGGACUUUCAAUAUGGCCCGCAACGAAUUCCUCGUCGAGCAAAUUGAGCAGCUGCGCCAGGAGCUGAAGGCAGGCGCCAAGCAGCUGGAAAAUCACGACCUAAUUCUAAGCUCCGUGAAACAGGUGUACAGCGCAGUAAGCACUGCCAUCAAUCGAAUACAGGAAGAUAUGGGCCAGCUCUCGCAGAUAAAAGAGAAGAUCCUCUUCUCGAGGAACAUGAUGAAGAACUUGCUCGAUGACAUGCAUGCAGCCACCCAGAGCCAGAAUGCCAAAUCUCAGCUGAUCAGCACCAAGCUAAAGGUCAACAACAUGUCGAUGCUGAGCUCGGAAAGCUUCUACAUGGCCAACGACAGUGUGUUCUGUAGCACCAAGCUUGAGUUCGAUGGCAACAACAGCAUUGCCAACUCCACUCUGGUGCCAGGAGCAGCCGGCUCGGCAGUUACUCUCACAUCUGGGCCCGGCACCCUUGUGCCCUGCCACCUUCUCGAACUAAACACGUUCGCCGAAAUGCCGCUGGUAAAGUUUAGCUGCGUACCCCGAUCCUGUGCUGGUUUGCUGUCGGCCAAUCCGCUCAUCGUUGAAGCCCAGGAGCUGGCCUCCACCGUUCAACUGGUGCCGGGCCAUCUGUUGACACCCUUCAGGGCCCUGCAGGAAGUCCGUAAACGCAUUUUGUGGGCGUCGGCAAUUGCCGCACACACGUCUGACUUGAAAUUGAGUUUGCAGCCGUUAAUUGUGGAUCCGCACGAUUUGAAGCUGAAGGCACGUCGGCAGCAGGAGGAAAUCGAACAAAAGCUGGACAGCUUAACGGGCAUCGCCGUGAAGUCCAGACUUCAGUUGCAAAAGGCUGAGCGCAUCUAUCACUUCAUACUCGAGAAUCCGUUGAAUCGCUACGUGCCUCCCACAAAGGUCUUCAGCAACGGCACCUUUUCCGACUACGAAUCGGAGUUCAAUCUGUAUUAUCGCAUGGCCACCAUGGAGGGUUCGUUUAUGGCCACUAAAUAAUUCAAGCAAUUCUUAGAAUGCAUAAGCUCAAAAUACUUUGUAGAUAGAUACAUCCCUCGAAGGGAAAAUAAAUUAUAAAUUAUAAAUCUUA